Molecule: messenger RNA, 402 nt
Organism: Guillardia theta CCMP2712
Lineage: Eukaryota; Cryptophyceae; Pyrenomonadales; Geminigeraceae
Exons: 6
Coding region: 1-402 (133 amino acids)
Source: RefSeq, a predicted model, not a curated record
AUGUCUUCGGCCAAGUCGCUGCCAGUGAAGUCGCCGUCACCUGCCGAGGGGGCGAGGAACGUGAUGAGGACGGUGAAGAGAUUUCUGUUUCAGUCCUUCCUGGUCAUGACAGCGCUGUUUGUGGGUCUCGGGACUUCGGUAGCGCCAUCCAUGGCCGACGCAGGAUCUUCAUACGCACAUGAGCGCGUGGUGAGGAGCUCGACGCCAUCAGAGAGGAGUGGACAAGCGAUCCUUCUCGCUGGAGCUCCUAGCGGGGGGAGCAGUGCGGAGAGAGGAAGCAUCAUGCUGUCCAUGGAGACAAGAUCGGCCAAGGACAACCUGACGAAGCUUGUGAUCGCUGCCUACGUUGCGAUUUGGUCCUUCUUCUACUUCACGCAUGAUGCCGGCGAAGUUAGCGAAUGA